CCACUGCCAACUUCUCAGCGUUCUUGUGCUGUGACCUUUUUUUAGCCUUUUUCAAAAUCCCCUCCAUUUUCUGAGCGAGACUGAUUAAUCCCAUAGUUUAAUUAUAGGAUUCGCCCAUCCCGAACGUACAUUCUUCUAGUCAAGUCUUCAGACCUCAGUCUCGGUCGUAGUGAAAAAAAAAAAGAUACUGUAAAGUACCUUUUAGAACCCCAAUUUAAGCUCUCUACUGCAAUGGUGAUUUUAUAGAACGCAAGCUAGAGAGAGAGAGAGAGAGAGAGAGAGAGAGAGAAGAAGAAGUAAGAAGCUUAAGAAGAGUUUGAGAGACUGAUUAGAGAAGCUGGGACAGGCGACACUCGGCAAGCCCUGAAGUUGCCUUUUGUUUUGUCUUCUUCUCCUUCCUCCUCCAAGUCUCACCUUUGCAGAAGCCUUAAUUUAAUAACCCAUUACUCUCUCUCUCCUCUCCAGGUUUUUCCGAUUCUAUCAAAGAACAGAAAGCAAAUAAAAUCAAAUCUCUAAUUUCUGAUCUUUCUCUUACUAUAUCUUCUUUUCUGUUUUUAAUUCAUUGAAUUCUUUGUCUCUGUCUUUCAAUGUCAUACGAUCUUUUCCUCUUAGACGGUUCUUUCUUUCGUAGUCCAAGCUCUGAUAUCAUCUCCUCUGAUGUCGACUUGCAGUUACUAUCUGAACCCUUUUUGCCUUUCCCUCACCCAUCAUCAUCCCCAACUGAAAUCCUCCAUGGUUUCUCUGACCAACCAAAUGGGUUUCACCAAUUCCCAACCGAAACUGAAAUCUGCUCCUCUACUGAUCAAACUGCCGUAAAUCUCUUUUCUUGUUCUCCUCCCAGCCAAAAAUUGAGUAACUUGUUUCUAGGACCAACGACCCAGGCUCAAUCUCAACUUACCGAACUCAAUUCUGCUGAUGGGCUCUCAUGUUUAUCUGGUUUGGAUAUGGAUACAUUUGGGUUGAUGCCAGAAGGUUUUUAUGUCAAUCUUGAAUCUUCUCUUCUUUCUAACAGUUAUAGUAAUAACGAUGUUCAGAAGGACCCAGCUGGAAUGUUGCAGAGGAGCAUCAGUAGCCAAUCUCUGGAUCAAAGACCCGGUUUUUCCUACCAUCCUCGCAUCAGUUCUUUAAUGGAAUCCCCAAGACUCCCAAUUCAAGUUGUGGUUCCACCUGAGAACACUAAUUGUAACGUGCCCAUGAGAAGGACUUGCAGCACAGGCGAUUUACAUAGAAUGACACAAACACAUUUGAAUCAUGGAUUUGCUUCCAACCCGUUAUCUGUAGAUAGCACAAUCACGGAAGAAACCAGUUUCAAAGUAGGAAGAUACAGCCCAGAAGAGAGGAAACUUCGAAUUCAUAGGUACAGAAGCAAGCGAACACAGAGAAAUUUCAACAAGACAAUAAAGUAUGCAUGUCGGAAGACGCUGGCCGACAGUAGACCAAGAGUACGUGGCAGAUUCGCUCGCAACGAAGAUAGUGGAGAGAUUCCCAAACUUUCAGGUUUAAACCGUGAGGAAGAAGACGAAGAUGAUCUUUGGGUCGAUGGGUUCCAGGAGGAAGACGAAGAUGCAAUGAUGAGAGCAGCAAUAGUGGGAGGAGGAGAAGGAAGGUUUAAUGGCAGCUUCAAUCCUACUGAGUUUCAAUACUGCGAGUUCUGAGGAAGCUCAUGGGGUUCUCUGUUUCUCUUUCUUCUUUCUUUUUGGUCUUCGCGAUCCCUAGUGCUGUUGGAGCGAUGGAGACGCGACGCUCUAAUAAUUGGCCGAUUCGCGACUCGGGUUAGGGACUUUUUUGUUAUUUUUAUUUUUUUUGAAUAACAGAUGGAAAUAAUCAAAUAAUGAUGAGGUGCGAGGAGCCGAUUGUAUUUUCAAUUUCUCACAUAUGCCCAUUUUGUUGGGGGUAAUACUGUAAUACUAACAGCUAAUAAAAUUAAGGGAAAAACUUCCCCCAAUGUUAAGAGUGCAGUUUUCCU
This is a messenger RNA of Macadamia integrifolia, 1966 nucleotides long. RefSeq lists its product as uncharacterized. The coding region runs from base 588 to 1655 and encodes 355 amino acids. Gene Ontology annotation, cellular component: nucleus. The record is from RefSeq and is a predicted model, not a curated record. Gene Ontology annotation, molecular function: protein binding. The transcript is spliced from 4 exons. Gene Ontology annotation, biological process: regulation of flower development. Lineage: Eukaryota; Viridiplantae; Streptophyta; Magnoliopsida; Proteales; Proteaceae.